ACUCAUUGUUCAUCAAUUCAAUUGUCUGUCCUGUUGGUCGAACAACAUAUACACCAAGGAGAAUUCAUUGAAAUAUACACGACCGACAGCUGACCCAUCGGGGUCAUUCCGUGGCCACAAUGAGAUUCCUCAGCAUUGCCGCUGCGUUGCUGUCAACAAGUUGCAGUACACUAUUAUGCGCGGCAGAGCCAGUCAAAGAUUUUACACCACCGGAGGUCUUCAAAAAUGUCAAUUUAGUGCGGAAUACAAAUUUGGAAAAGGGAUAUGCUCGUGAAACAAUCAAUGUGGUGGUGGAGAAUACAGACAAGCAGCCACAGAGUGAUUACUAUGUGCCAUUUCCAUCUGAUGUGUUUAGUCGCAUUGGGGGAUUUGAAGUGCGCAAUAAGAAAUCUCCGGAGAAAGGAAGCUUUCCAGUGACAGCUGUAGAAGCUGAUGGUGGCAGCACUCAAUUCUAUAAGAUCCAGUUCCCCGAGCCCCUUUCGCCUUCUUCGCAAACCACGCUUAGCAUAUCAUAUUAUGUUUUGGGCUCUUUCAGUCCUCUUCCCAAGUCUAUUGGACAGUCGGACUCGCAAUACCUGACAUAUACCAUCGAUGCUUAUGCGCCAUCCGCCUACAAGGUUGAGACACAAAAGACAAAAGUCAAGUUUCCUACUUCCAAUGUCCCCGGUUAUACCAUCACAUCCAAACUGAAGACAGGAAACGACCCAGAGAAACAAGGAAGCACUUUCACAUAUGGUCCGUACACCAAAGUGGCACCGGGCGCCACGUAUCCGCUUACUUUCCGUUUUGAAUCUACAAAGCCUAUCCUUGCUAGCUCUCUCUUACAGCGUGACAUUGAAGUCUCUCACUGGGGUGGCAAUCUGGCCAUAGAGGAACGCUACUGGCUUCGAAAUGACGGUGCGAACUUAUCCAGGAAUUUUGACCGUGUUGAAUGGGCCCGUCAAUCGUACGGUGUGUCCUCGAACUCCGCUUUGCAAGAGCUGAAGUACCCGCUCAAACCCGGAUCGGUGGAUCCUUAUUUCACGGAUGACGUUGGAAAUGUGUCCACCAGUCGUUACCGCCCUGGAAACCCCGGUCGUGAAGCUCAUCUCGAACUCAAACCUCGGUUCCCAGUCUUUGGCGGAUGGAAAUACAGUUUCCGUGUAGGAUGGAACAACCAUCUUUCCUCUUUCUUGCGCAAAGUUGGUGCGGAAUCGUACGUUCUCAAGGUGCCCUUUAUCGAAGGCCCCAAGGCCGCUGAAGGUAUUCAGUACGAUAAAGUCGUUGUCCGUGUGAUCCUGCCUGAGGGAGCAACAGAUAUCAAGUACGAAAUUUUGGAUAGCGGUGUACCAAACGGUCUCCCAGACGCGUCAUAUAUUGAGUCUAGUAUUUCAAAACAUCGCACGUACAUGGACACGAUUGGUCGCACGGCUUUGACUCUCAAGGUUGAUAAUCUGUCAGACGAGGCGAGAGAUUCGCAAUUACUGGUCACAUAUACCUACCCGUUUACAGCCGGACUUCGCAAGCCUUUAACCAUUGCAGCGGGUCUUUUGAGCAUCUUUGUAGGUGCAUGGUUCAUUGGAAGUUUAGACGUGAGCAUCAAGAAGCGGUAGGGUUCUCAUAGGAACAAAAGAGACAUUGAAUAAAUAAGUUUUGUUUUAUGACUGGUACCUUUCCUUUUUCUUUAUUUCCCUUUCUUUCAAUCCAUUCGUGUAUACCAUAGUCAUCGAGUCUGCAUGCAAUCGAAUUUGGCUCAAAUUUAGGAAUG
This is a messenger RNA of Talaromyces stipitatus ATCC 10500, 1747 nucleotides long. RefSeq names its product oligosaccharyl transferase subunit (alpha), putative. Gene Ontology annotation, cellular component: membrane; oligosaccharyltransferase complex. The record is from RefSeq and is a predicted model, not a curated record. Lineage: Eukaryota; Fungi; Ascomycota; Eurotiomycetes; Eurotiales; Trichocomaceae. Bases 120 to 1592 code for a protein of 490 amino acids. The transcript is spliced from 3 exons.